Molecule: messenger RNA, 438 nt
Organism: Funneliformis geosporum
Lineage: Eukaryota; Fungi; Glomeromycota; Glomeromycetes; Glomerales; Glomeraceae
Source: the annotation of a GenBank genome assembly
UCUAAAGAUGCUGAUGCAAACCUACAACUUUUAAAACAUGAUGUUAGACAGGUUGUAAAUAAUAAUUCUGGUAAUGAAAAAAUUAUAGGGAAAAGGAUUGAGACAGAAUUAGAAGAAGUUGAUAUUGAAAGCCUUGGAUUUGACCAUACUAUAUGUUCUGAAGUUCUAGAUGUUAAACCAAAAUCUUUCACAAAGAUGCCUGGGAAGAAGAAACUUAGCAAAGUAGAGCAAGUAUCUCUUAACCAAGAUCAAGAAUCAACCCCAAAAGAACCAUUUAAUACUAGAUGUUUUACUUCUGAAAAGUUAUCAGUAAUACCCAAUCCUGUAAUUAAAAUUUCAGCCAAUACAUUUCUGCCAAAAAAUAGUUAUAGAAAAAAAGGUGCAAAAAAUAUUUCUCAAAUGAUAUCUAAUGGUAUUCAAAGUGAUACACAGUCUUAA